AUGUCUGGUCAGGAUUCGCAUCUGUUUCCGAACAAGGCCAGUUCGAGUUCGGUUGCUGCGCGCCCUUCUAAACUCGCUUUAUUUGGACGACGCACCAGCGACAAGCACUCGCCAUCCUCCCACCCGCCAAAGUGUCCGACGUUCACUGCUUCCCCAUUGGGCCGUGCACGUCCAUCAACCGUUGUCAAACCCUUUUUUGCUGCCCAUCAUCAGCUCGUGUCCGGUGAUGAGGCCCAGAGAAGGCGCUAUCCCGCCAGCCAGCCCACUACUCCCGUUCGUGGAAACCAGCCCGAGAACAGCCAGGAGUAUCACCAGCUUCAUCGGAGUGCACACUUCAUUCGACCUGAUCGAAUCCCAAACACUGCUAUUCCAAAUCGAAGAGAGACGACUGGUGCGCUUCCUCAAUCUGUAUCCUUCCCAAAUUCAUGUCAUGUUCUUCCACCGGCGGGCAAUCAACCAGCAAAGACUCCAAAGUCCAAACCACAUCGCAUGGAGAAUAUGUCAGUGGAGCAUCUCCAGUAUUUAGAGAGCCGCCUUCAACAGUUGCUGGACGCCAUGCCCUCCAGACCCCCUCUAGCCGCAAGAGCGAAAAGUGAUUCUGGACGACAAUCACACCAGCCCUGGAUCGCAUCUCCGGGUCGUCGUUUGCUCGCAGCGUCACCCACGUCGGCCGCUUCCGCCGUCCAUUACCCCCUGGUGGCCUCUGCCGCGCCCUUCCAGCUUCAACCCCUGCCCCCACCCCUCCUCCUCUACCCACCGCCUCCUCCGCGCUACCCCUACUCACACUAUGUUGAAGGUGCGCCCGGUGGUGGUGGCGGCGGCGAAGCUGAUCCCUACUCCCUCUCCUCGGCGUCCUCCUGCUAUGGCGGCAGCUGUGGACUCUCAUCGUCAUUGCAGGACUUCGACAGGGACGAGGUACGUUGUCUCCAUCCACACCGAUCACCACGAUUGUCCAGCCAAAGCACUGGUGUUUUUCCUCUGAUUCCUGCUUUUGAUGAUGAGGCCCGACGCUUCGAUGUCGAUUUUUCUCUCUACCGCUUCGACGCCACAGAGCUUCAAGCACUCCAAGUUCGCAUCUUCGAUGGAGGGACUCUAAGAGGCGUCCGUCUACACGCCCUCGCGUGCGCGCAUGCCCCAACAUCCGCCCCCACCCCCUCCCAUUUCCGUGGACGCGCGCACGCGUGCGCAUGGCCUGAUGGUCGGUGGGGCGUUUCGCAGCAUUCCCGUCGCGCAUAUCGGCAAAUGGAGAGCAUAGACGCCAAUUCGGUUUCCCCUCCAGACUUCUGCGUUGAAGGAGGUCGGACACUCGAAGCGAGCAGUGCCAUGACACCUCUGUCUCCACGGAGACCUCUUCCAGACUCGCAGCAACCUCCUCCUCCCCGGAAUGAGGAGCUGUCUCCACUCUCGCUCUACUGUUUGCUGCUCGCGGUCCGCAAUAUGCUAUCAAUGCACCAGCAGAACCAGCAGUCUUCCUCUUCUCCAUCGAAGUCUUCAGCCGUGGACGCCUUGUCGGUGCUUCAACAUCGGCCGUUCAGUUGGUACCUUCAAAAGAAUGCCACCGCGCCCUCCUCCCCGUCCUCCGCCUCCUCCACCAUGAAUCUCUUUCUAGACGACGAGAAUGCCGAUGCGGAAGGGAACGGGAGAUACGAGCACAAGGAGGAGGUUGCAUCGAAGGCAGGAAGCUCCGACGGGCGUCCUCGGCCGCCUCUCUUGCCCGCAGGCUUCCGCAACUUCUCACGCUACCUCGACACCAAGUUCGGCCCCGAUGGCGACGAUCUUCGUGGUCACCACAGACGACGCCGACGCGAAACAACCACCGACACAUCGGUGGCGGCGGCGGCGCCGAGUCGGGGCAAGAGCGUCACCGAUGUGCGUCCCAAAAUCUCCAUCACGACCUGUUCGGGUGACACGGGUCCCUACUCUGACCUCUCACUCACUCCCGAAGCCUCCGGUCGAAUUGUGCCAAGCGGUAAAGCCCAGCAUCGCGCUCCCAGCGAAGUUCGUGUCGUCGGUGACAGACAGGACUCCGGAGUCCCCUGCGAGAUCGAAACCACCUGGAGCGCGCCGUACUGGUCUCCCCCGCUGCCCAUCAACUCCUGCCACCAGCCCGCCCCGCCGCCCCCACCGCAGGCGAGGUAUUGCCCUGCGCCGCCGCCACCUCCGCCACCACCACCACCGAACGCCACCGCGGCCUGCUGGCUCAGAGCUGCGGCCAAUCACUUCGCGACCGCGGCGGCCAUCUUCGCCGCCGACAACGCCGCUGCCGCGGUCAUGGCUCAGCACCAGCUGCCGCCCAUACCGCCUUCGGCCGGUGCCGUGGCUCCUUUCGCAGAGGGCGUCCGUGGACGCCAUGCGCGACGACGUGCUCCUCCUUCACCUUCGACGGUGUACUCCCAAGAAGGCCGCAUGCGAAUGUUUGUGCCCAAUCCGACCCCCAACCCGCCCCCCUCGCAGUUUGCCGCUGAUGUUGACAGCGACGAGUUCUUCGUUGUCUCGGACGACGAGCAACAGACCUCGGAUGAGUCCCUGCACCUUCCCGUGUGGGGAGGAGCAGGUCGGAAGAAGGCGCCCGACGGUGGACCCGCAGUUGCCCAGGCUGGCGACGAUGAGAAUUGCGGACUUGACAUGCUCCCGCAGGACCCUGCCCUCAUCCUGCCCGACCAAGUCGACUUCUACGCCCAGAUCAAGGACCUGCUGGAGUUGGACAACAAUAUCUCGCUCCCGCUGCCGGCGGGUUGGGCGGUGGGGGUCUCGUCGUCUGGCCGACGGUUCUACGUGUCGUGCGCCGGCGACGGCGACGGUGGAAGCGGCGUGUCGCGCGUCGGAACCCGACGCACCACCACCUGGCAGCAUCCCGUCAUCGCGCCACGCAUUCCCCUGGGGUGGGAGCGUGUUGAGAUGCGGCGUGGCAACUGCAUCUACUACCGACAGUACGUGACCCCCUCCCACCACCCCACUCUCUACUUCGUUCCCUUCCCACCUUCAUGCGACGAAAGUGGUGUGUUUCCUCUUUUUAGUCUUCUGAUCCCGCACACCCAGCGCCACCACCCCGACCUCUGGUUUCCAACGCAUCCGAAAAAUGUCGAAUUCGAGCACCAGAGUUGGUUCUUCGACCUGCGCAAACUCCAGGAAUCCGUUUCCAAUUUCGACAAAGGAAACUCACAGUUAAUCGAGUCCUACGUCGACACAACAGACUGCAAUGACGAGGCUCGUUUUUCAGCCCUCUUAAAGAGGUACGGAUUGGGUGAGCUGGAGAACCUGCUGAAGCAUUUGGACUGCCGAUUCUUCCGUGACCUUCACCGCAUGGUGGUGGCCUUCGAGUUGGCGCGCAUCCGAAUCGUCCGCGAGCUGUUUGUCCAGCACGUGAAUGGAACUCGGAUGUCUGCGACUACCGACGCCAACUGA
This is a messenger RNA of Mesocestoides corti, 3405 nucleotides long. NCBI's taxonomy places the organism in Eukaryota, Metazoa, Platyhelminthes, Cestoda, Cyclophyllidea, Mesocestoididae. The record is from the annotation of a GenBank genome assembly.